GAAGAUAAUAGCAAUUCAUCCGCUGACACAGACGAUGAUGAAAAGAAUUCAUCCCCAGUGAAAGAUAAAGGUAAUGCACACGAGCAAGCAAACAAGGUGGUAAAGAAAAAUAAGAGCGAACAGCCGCGACGAAAAAUCGCCUUGAAUGCACGAGAAUACGUUGCUCGAUUACACGAGAAAGAAGACAAGAAGUACGCCAAAAGGUUGCAACGCGAAAGUAAGAAGUCUGGAGAAAAACGCCCUGGCAAGCGGAAGCUCACUGGAGAUGAUGCAGAGCCUCGCAAAACUCUCAAGACGGCAAAUGGCACUUUCCUCUCGAUAGCUAAGGACAGCUCCUCAAUUUCUGAUGGCAGUUCGCUGCUUCCCAUGGAACCUAUCCAGGCAAACACUCACGCUCAGCAGUUUGCUCAACUUAGGGCCGCUCAACUCAAAUCCCAGAUACCCCAAAAUUGCGAUACAAGGCGCAAAAAUACGCAGAAUCAAGAUCUACGCGAAGCGGUAAGCUUGUUUGGCUAUAAAAGAGUUGAGGCUGAGAAUGGUCGCUGGAAACUGAAAGGCAUGGAGACUGCCUUAGAAAGCUACCAACUCACAGCUGUAGCUUGGAUGGUGAAGAGAGAGCUUGCUCGAGGGAAACCAUUCGGUGGACUCUUGGCUGACGCUAUGGGUAUGGGCAAAACGGUCAUGAGUCUGGCAUGCAUUGUGGGAAACCAAGCAGAUGUUGAGCAUGCCAGAGAUUUUUGCAGGGCCACACUCGUGGUAGUGUCGAAUAAGACAUUUGGGAAGCAGUGGGAAGAAGAAGCGCAGAAACACUGCAAAGCACCCAUCAAGGAUAAAGUCUUCAUGUAUGAUCCAACUUACGGGGGUUUGGUGGACAAAUGUAAAAGGUCUUUCAUUGUCGAAAUAAUAUCUCAGUUUCCCAGCAAUAGCGUCCUCCGGGAGCUGGAAGAAAAGUAUAGUAGCGAUGACGUCUCUUUUCGCCGCGAGCUUGAGGCCCGUGUUGGUACUAUAUUCGGGAUCAAGUGGUACAGGAUCAUUCUUGAUGAAGCGCAUGCCAUCAAGAAUGUUAACAGCCGUACUUCUAAAGCCUGUUGUGCAUUAUUGGGAAAAUAUCGCUGGGCUUUAUCUGGCACCCCACUGGCCAACAGCUCCGAAGGUAUGUACCCGUACCUCAAGUUCACAGAGUGUGAAUCGACAUUGACCUCGAAAGAGUUCAAAGCUAUGUACACCAGCUACGGUAAAUCGAAUUCUCGAUUUGAGGCACUAAUAAGCCUUAUCAUGUAUCGAAGGACAAUGAAUGAUGAAUUUAUGGGGCACAAGAUUAUCAAUUUGCCAGAGAAGAAAGAAAUUGAUCUUCUAGUUCCUUUGUCCAUGGAGGAACAGGUCAUUGUUGAGGCUGUGAAAUCAUUUUACAAAAAAGCAGCGAAAAGGCUGAAACAAGGAACGAUUGGAAAAGACCAGCUGGAAGCGGCAGUAGACAAUUUAGACGAUGCGGAGGAAGACGAAGACGAAGGAAAGGGAGACAAAGCUGGCAAAAUUGCCGGAGUAUCAUCUCGGUCUAUGAGUCACAGAUUGGGUCACGCCAGCCAAGUGAGAAAGCGGCAAGCAAUAUCUCAUCCAUUUUGCAUUGAGCGGCUUCUCCGUCGUUCGUUUGAAGAAGAGGACCUGAAAGAGCUGAUAGACGCUCUUGAGAAAUUGCCCUCGAAGCAAACCAUCAUUCAGCAGAUCCGUUUGAAGAUGGGGAAAGACUGCGACAUGUUGAGAUAUGAAACUGGGCUGAAAUUGUUGGAACAGAGAGAAGAAGCUAUGUUUGGUAAGUCUUUCGACAUGAAGACGUUACUAAAGUUGGCGAGGUGCGAGAGCUCAUUGAGAGGCAAUAACUGUCUUCUCUGCCAAAAACCACCCGUGGAUCCGGUUCACGCAGAUGAUAAUUGUCCUCACAAAGACUGCGGCAAAGAACUUGAAGUGGGAGAGGAUAUCGAGACUGUGCAAACCAAUCUUGACUCACUUGACAAGAGAUAUCGCGAGCCUGGAAGAGAUAGCAACAACGUUAUUAUACGUCAAGACGAUGACCGAAAUGGCUUCUUCAUUUGCAGUACAUUCUUACAGGAUGUUCCAACUGUGCCAAGCGCAAGACUGACGGCAACAAUGGCAAUUGCUCUCACCUGGCUGCAUGAAGCCCCCGACGACAAAAUUCUCAGUAUGUAUCUGAAACUACUAGUUUCGUCAUGGAAUCAGUGGGACUUACUUUUUUUUGCUUCACUUUUCUUAGUUUUCACCCAGUUUAUUGGAACUGCCAAGAUCCUAGGAUAUAUGCUCGACACCUUGGGCAUUGGGUUUGUGUAUUAUUGGGGCGGUCUCCCUGGUGGACAGAAGCGCAAAGCCUUGGAAGCGAUAAAGCAAAAUGCAGAUGUGAAAGUCAUGGUUUCCACUCUCAAGAGCGGCGGUCAGUGUCUCAACCUCACGGUGGCAAACAGGGUGAUAAUCAUUGAUCCCUGGUGGAACAAGACUGCCGAGCAACAGGCUUUUGGACGGGUAACCAGAAUGGGCCAAACGAAGGAGACUCACUUGGUCACUAUAAAAACUGAGGACGAGACUGACAGUCGCAUUCAUACGCUUCAAGUGAAAAAGGCGGCAGAUGUUGAUUAUACAUUGCAGGACGACGGCCAU
Trichoderma virens Gv29-8 is the source of this 2667-nucleotide messenger RNA. RefSeq lists its product as uncharacterized. The record is from RefSeq and is a predicted model, not a curated record. Gene Ontology annotation, molecular function: ATP-dependent chromatin remodeler activity; ATP binding. NCBI's taxonomy places the organism in Eukaryota, Fungi, Ascomycota, Sordariomycetes, Hypocreales, Hypocreaceae. The transcript is spliced from 10 exons. The annotation marks the transcript as partial.